AUGACUGGAGUCCGCGACGUCGACGCGCAGCUGUUCAUACAAGCGUAUGCUCAGUUUCUGAAGCGCCAAGGCAAAUUGCCUGUUCCGGUCGGCGUCAGUCGCCUCCGAAAAGUUCACGGCACGGGCAAGAACCGCGGAAUGCGCCCUUCCCAUCACUACAACGGUAGCGGCAGCGUCGACCGCAAGGCCAUUCAGGCGCUCGCCAAGCUGCAGAUUCUGGAGCUGGAUGAUAAUACUGGCGGUCGUCGCAUUACGGCUCAGGGUCAGCGCGAUCUCGAUCGCAUUGCCUUGACCGUUGCUGAGGCUGCUGCCGACGAUGACUCGAGCGACGCCUAA
Molecule: messenger RNA, 336 nt
Organism: Pyrenophora tritici-repentis Pt-1C-BFP
Lineage: Eukaryota; Fungi; Ascomycota; Dothideomycetes; Pleosporales; Pleosporaceae
Source: RefSeq, a predicted model, not a curated record